This is a messenger RNA of Rotaria sp. Silwood1, 3420 nucleotides long. The record is from the annotation of a GenBank genome assembly. NCBI's taxonomy places the organism in Eukaryota, Metazoa, Rotifera, Eurotatoria, Philodinida, Philodinidae.
AUGGAAUAUAUCGAUCAUAAUCAAUCAUUGUCUAUGUAUGAGGCUGCAAUUGAUGGUGAUGAACAAUAUUUUGAUAACUGGCUUUCAACAAUGAAAAAUAAUGGUUUAUCUAUAACAAGUAUCAAAAGUAAAAUUGAAAAACUUGAUCAUGAACAAUAUUCAGUAUUACAUUAUACUAUUCGAUAUAAUUAUUUAAAUUUAUCUCGAAAACUUAUUGAAGAAUUUCAUAUUGAUGUUAAUCUUGUUGGUCGUGAUGGUGAAACACCAUUACAUACAGCAGCUCGCUAUGAAAUAUUGCAUAAUAAUAACACUAUGAAUGUUUAUAACAAAUCAAUUACAAUGGUUUGUCGUACACCACUUCAUCAUGCUGCAAUGAGAAAUAAUUAUCAUAAUGCUAAACAAUUGAUUCAAUUUGGUGCUCCGAUUAAUAUUCUUGAUGGAAACAAUGCAACUCCACUUCAUUUUGCAUGUCGAUAUAAUGCUAUUGAUUGUGUUCGUUUAUUUAUUGAAUAUCGAGCUAUUAUUGAUCAACAAGAUGAUAAUGGUAAUACACCUUUACAUUGUAUUGCUCUAUCUCAACAAGUUAUAUUAAAUUAUAUUGAAGAAAAUCACAUAUAUCGAAAUACAACUGCUCAUUUUUUAUUACAUGCAGCUAAAUAUAAUCUUAAAUCUUAUCUUGAAAUUGAAAAUAAAGAUAAAAAAACUGCAUUAAGUGUUGCUUGCGAAUAUGGUAAUAUUAAUUUAGUUCAAAUUCUACUUAUCUAUGGAGCUAGUAUUGAUAAUUAUAUGCCUAUUCAUAUGGCAGUUAAAUCAGGUAAUGUUGAUAUUAUUCAAUUAUUAUUUAAAUAUCAUAUUCAAUUAACAUUAACAAAUUUAUAUGGUGAAACACCAUUACAUAUUGCUUGUAAAUAUAAUCGAAUUGAUAUAUUACAAGUUUUAAUUAAUUAUCAAAAUGAAAACUUAGAUUUAGAAGUUAAAGAUUAUCAAGGAUACACACCAUUACUAACAGCUAGUUAUUUUGAUCAUCAAGAUUGUAUGAGAAUUCUUUUAAUCAAUAAUGCAAAUAUUACAGCUAUUGAUAAAUAUGGUAAAACUAUUUUACAUAUUUGUAUUGAACGUCAUUGUCAAAAUGCUUUAAAAAAUUGUCUUCAAUGGAUUAAAGAAGAUGUUCGUAAUUAUAAAAUGUUUAUUAAAAGUGAUCGACAUGGAAAUACUAUACUUCAUGCAGCUGCUAAAAAUGGUUCAUUUAAAAUAUGUGAAAUGUUAAUGAAUGCAAUAAAAUAUAUUUUAUUACAAAUACAACUAUCAUCUAAUAACAAAAAUUUAUUUAUUAAAGAAUAUUUAUCAUUAAUUCUUAAAAAGAAUAUUAAUAAACGUACACCAAUUCAUGAAGCAGCUAAAAUAGGUAAUUUUUCCAUGUUGAAUUUUUUCUUUCAUAUAAUCAAUAAUGAAAAUAUAACAAAUGAAUAUAAACAAAAUAAAAUUGUACUUUGUGAAGAUUAUGAUGAUGAACUUAAAACGAGUUUACAUCUUGCUGCAGCUCAAGGUCAUUAUGAAAUAGUGCAAUUACUUAUUGAUCAAGGUGCUAAUAUUUGGUCAUGUGAUAUGAAUGAUUCAACACCAUUACAUGAAGCAGCUGAACAUAAUCGUUAUCAUUGUGUUGAAAUACUUCUUCAUCAUCAUGCACCAAUUAAUCAAUUUGAUGGAAAACAUAAUACACCACUUCAUCGUGCUAGUCAAUAUGGUCAUUGGAAAAUUGUUCGUUUAUUACUUAAUUAUAAUGCUAAUGUACGUCUUAUUAAUUGUGAUGGUUAUAAUAGUUUAGAAAUUGCUAUUUUAAAUAAUCAUCAAACAACUGUACAUGAAUUUCUUAAUCAUAAAACAUGGACUAAAUCAUUACGUAAUGCACAAGUACAAAUAAUGUUAAAUAAUAAUAGUAGUAUAUAUGAAAAUUUAUCAACACCAUUAAGAAAACUUAUUCGUUAUAUGCCAUAUGAAGCUAAUGAAGUAUUUACACGAUCUAUGAUUGAAAUAGGAAGUUCAGAAGAUUAUUCAUAUAAAAUUAUUUUUAAUUAUGAAUUUCUUGAAGAUCAAUUUUCGAUUUUUAAAUGGAAACAAGAUACUCAUAUUCAAUCAAAUGAUUUACAGCCAAUAAAAGCAAAAAAAUGGACUUUAUUAUCAUUUUUUAAAUUUCGACAACAACAGAAUGAAAUGAAUAUAAAUAAUACAUCUCAAUUUAAUGAUCAUGUACAUAUACUUCGACAAAAUCAUCCUCUUUAUAUGAUUAUUACCUAUCAUCAAUAUGAUUUACUCAAACAUCCACUUAUUGAUCGAUUAGUUAAACGAAAAUGGGUUCAAUUUAGUCGAACUUUCUUCUGGAUUUUAUUUCUUUUCUAUGGUUUUUUCUUAGCAUCAUUUACAUCUACAAUACUACGUGUACAUCAUCCACAAUAUUAUUAUUCUUUAUUUAAUGCAUCAAUAUCAACGGUUAGUUGUGAAACAAUAUCAUUAAAUCUUCUUCGACAUGAAUCAUUUAUUUUAACAAAAAAAAAUUUUUAUGAUACAAUGAUAAAAUGGCUUUUAUUUAGUACAAUAUUAAUACAUAUUAUUAAAAAUCUUUUAUUAAUUUGUAUACGUUUUAAAAUGUUUUUUGGUUUAUCAAAUAUUUUAGAAUUAAUUGCAUUAAUUUUAAGUAUUAUUUUUUCACAUGAUUUUUAUUCAUGGCAAAUGUCAAUACGUUUUCGAUGUUCAUUUCAAUGGCAAUGUGGAGCUAUUGGUAUUCUUAUUGGAUGGAUAACAUUAAUUAUUUAUGUUCAAUUUCUAUCAGCUUCAGGUAUCUAUGUUGUUAUGUUAGAAGUUAUACUUCGAAAAUUUUUACGUUUUAUUCCAAUAUUAAUUAUAUUUAUACUUGGUUUUGGUUUAUCAUUUCAUAUGUUAUUACAAAAUCAAAAUGUUUAUCAUCAUACAUUUGAUGCAAUAAUUCGUACAAUAUUAAUGCUUACAGGUGAAUUUAAUUAUGAAGAACAUUUAUAUCGUCAAGAAAAUGAAAAUAAUCAAUAUUAUUAUCAAAUAAUAUUUUUACUUUAUAUAUUAUUUUGUAUAUUAAUAACAAUAUUAAUUAUGAAUUUACUUAUAGCAAAUGCUGUUGGUGAAAUUCCACCAUUAAUUGAACGUGCUAAUGUUAAAUAUUCAAUAAUGCGUAUUAAAUUAAUAAUGGAUUAUGAAAUAUUUUUAUCAACAUUUGAUUUUCUAAUACCAUAUUUAAAAAAACGUGUAAAAAAUUUAAUUGAUAAUAAUCAAAAUGAAAUUAUUUAUCCAAAUAAAAUUCAUCGAAAUAAACAUAAAUAUUAUCAUAUAAAAAAAUUUUUUACUGAUCAAAGAAAAAAUUUUUUAUUAAAAACAAAUGAAGAAAAAAUUUGA